This is a messenger RNA of Bacillus rossius redtenbacheri, 5335 nucleotides long. RefSeq names its product somatostatin receptor type 5-like. Gene Ontology annotation, cellular component: neuron projection; plasma membrane. Lineage: Eukaryota; Metazoa; Arthropoda; Insecta; Phasmatodea; Bacillidae. Gene Ontology annotation, biological process: G protein-coupled receptor signaling pathway. The record is from RefSeq and is a predicted model, not a curated record. Bases 1498 to 2802 code for a protein of 434 amino acids. Gene Ontology annotation, molecular function: peptide binding; somatostatin receptor activity. The transcript has 4 exons.
AGUUCCCGCGCGGCAGCCUCGCAGCGCGCCACGCCGAUGCGCUCCUGGCGGCGGCAUCGCGAACUACUCGGGACCAUCGCGGAUGUCGGCAGGCGCGGGCGGGUUCGGCGUGCAUUAAGGUCCACCUCCUGCUAGCGGGCCAGAUGCGCGUUCGUCCUCAUGACUCCUCGAACGCAAACGUCCAGGACAUGGGCCAACCCUUUUCCCUCCAUUUCAUAAACCAGCAAAUUUUUUUAAUCAUAAAUAAUUAAAUAUAACUAACGCUGUUAUCUCCGCAGUGAAAAAAUUUAAGAAAUAAAUAUUUUAAAAAAUUGCAUUAUACUGUUUCAAAAAAAAAUAUAUUGAACGUACUUUUAAUAUGAAUUCCGUGUGUAGUAUGUCGAGAAAGCUAAUAUUUUAAUUUAUUCAUGUUUCACCGACAUACACGCAAAUAUCCAUACUUGAAUAUCAACGCUUGAUAAAAGCUACCCAGGUUAUGUUGUUUUUCAUGUGGAUAUGAAAAGGUGUGCGGAUGAUUGUGGAUCGCUCGGAUUGUUGGCGGACGGACGCCGAAGGAACUGCCAGGAGUGACGCCGCUGUCCGGGUGUUUGCGGUGGAGCGACGCCUGCGCCUGCGCGGUGGGGGAAGGGGAUCCUUCAACUGAAAGAAGCGAGAGGAAUAAGAAAUGAGGUGGAUAGAAGAAUGUCUAUGAACCACCACGUUCCAGUCGUGAGCUGCGCGUGAGGUCCUCAUAUUAACAUAAACGUCCGGAAGAACGGACUCGUACUCCGAGGAAGUCUGCCUUGGCACCGAGUGUACUUAUUCGCUGUGAGAAAACAUCCAGCACUUUAACACGACACCAAACAAGCCCAGAAUAAAAUAAAUAAAAUGUUGUCUCCCGAGCUUCGGUGCUUUUGCGCUCGCUCUGAAAAGACUUGAGGUGUAAAAAAAAAAAAAGUUCAACACACUAGGACAAUGUAUUACCUAAAGAGGAAGCAUUCAGCGACUAUCUUAUUUGAACAUCGUUCACGCUAACUAGACAAAACAUCUGUGUUUCUUUAAUGCCUUAAUUUCUUACUGCCACAAAUUUAAUACCAAAUAAUAUAAAUUUUUUGUGGUUACAAAAACCUUCGGUUUUUCAAUAAACUUUUUUUUGUGAUGUGACGGUCACAGUUGACCUACGAAUAACUGCACAUGUUUAAAGGAGCAACUGAUGAGCGUAUUGAAUAGGAUAAUUAUUUACAUUCUUGAAAUAAUAAUAAAUAUAAUUUCCCACAGAUAUUUAACUGAAAUAUAUUUUUGUUGCAAAGACGUUUCUAAUAACUUCAGGACGGCUUCUACUACACAUCAUUACACUCUCACCUUCCAACGGACCAAUUUUUAACCACGAUCACUCCCAUGUUGGCUUUUUUUUAACAAUGAACGCGCGUGGGUGUCGCAGAGUUGAUCAGUGCAUAGGAGAAGUCAGUGGAGAUCAUUUGGCGGCGCUGGCCUCCAGGUCCUAGACUGCAGCGCGCGAUGGCCGCGAUGGUGACGGCGUGGUCGCCCGCCGACUACAACGCCUCCUCCACCACGGACAGCUUCCUGGACGACGCGAACACGUCGGCGCGCGCCAACGCGUCGGCGAUGGACCGCGAGUGCGACACGGACCAGCCCACGCUGCUGCUCAUCACCCAGGUGCUGUACGCGGCCGUCUGCAUCGUGGGGCUGCUCGGCAACAGCCUCGUCAUCUACGUGGUGCUGCGCUUCUCCAAGAUGCAGACAGUCACCAACAUGUACAUAGUGAACCUCGCCGUGGCGGACGAGUGCUUCCUCAUCGGCGUGCCCUUCCUGCUGGCCACCAUGAACCUGCGCUUCUGGCCCUUCGGCAACAUCAUGUGCAAGGCGUACAUGACGACGACGAGCGUGAACCAGUUCACCAGCAGCAUCUUCCUCACCAUCAUGAGCGCCGACCGCUACAUCGCCGUCUGCCACCCCAUCUCCGCGCCCAAGAUCCGCACGCCCUUCAUCUCCAAGGUGGUGUCCGCCUCGGCGUGGACCGCCAGCGCGCUGCUCAUGAUCCCCAUCUUCAUGUACGCCAACAUCAUGGAGAGCGAGAACAACAUCAGCUGCAACAUCCUGUGGCCCGAGAGCGAGAACAUCAGCAGCCAGACCGCCUUCACGCUCUACACCUUCAUCCUGGGCUUCUCCAUCCCGCUCAUGCUCAUCUCCGUGUUCUACAUCCUGGUGAUCAGGAAGCUGAAGACGGUCGGGCCCAAGAACAAGUCCAAGGAGAAGAAGAAGUCGCACCGCAAGGUGACCAAGCUGGUGCUGACGGUGAUCACGGUGUACGUGUUCUGCUGGCUGCCGUACUGGCUGACGCAGGUGGCGCUGAUCUUCACGCCGCCAAAGCAGUGCCAGUCGCGGGUGUCCAUCACCAUCUUCCUGCUGGCGGGCUGCCUGAGCUACUCCAACUCGGCCAUGAACCCCAUCCUGUACGCCUUCCUCAGCGACAACUUCAAGAAGAGCUUCCUGAAGGCGUGCACGUGCGCCACGGGGCAGGACGUGAACAACGUGCUGCACAUGGAGAACAGCGUGUUCCCGCGGCGGCAGCACCGGCAGGGCGGGUCGGAGCGCCAGCGGCCCGCCAGGACGGCGGCGCUGGAGGCGGGCGGGGGCGGCGAGACGGGCCCGCUGGUCAGCAAGGCGGACAGCUCCGUCACCACCAUGACCAUGACCUCGCGCUCCAACAUCACCGCCAGCACGGACGCCAAGGACACGGCCGGCAAGGACCCGGCCGCCGACACGGUGCUCAAGAACGGCCAGCAGCCCACCCGGGUGUAGACUUGUGCUCUGCAGUGUCGCCGGCAGCUGGCGCGCGAACACUUCAGCCCGUGAUGCCCCUGCGCUAACAGUGCCGGAAUAUUCCACUGUUCCCUUACUUCAACCACUGCAUACUUAAAGCAUAGUUUAAUUAUUUUUUAAAAACUGAUACCAAAUCACAACAUAAAUUAUUUUCUUUGCUUAUUUUUUUUCUUCCGGUCUUACUGUCAACGCUACGGAAUCCGAGAUUAUAUUUUGGAAAGUGAAACAAACCGUUUGACUGUAUCGCGAGGAAAUGUGAUGAUCUCAGGGAAGAUAAACAUUGUAAACAGGGUAUCCGACAGAUUGCAGUCAACUUGUUCGUCAGAUUUUUGAGGCUUGAAACGAAUUAAAAAUAAUAAACUUGUGGAAUUUGUACUGAGUUUAUGAGGCUUAAUUUAUGUGAGAUAGCUUUACGAACAAAAUUGAUAAAUUUUGGCUCGUUUGUUAUAUGAUUGCAUAUUUUUAAAAGUGAUAUUUGGUUAUAUAUUUAUUUUAAAUGUGUGUCCCAUUUCCCAGGUGGAAAAUAGAAUUUAUGCGAACACACUUUGUUGUAAUUACUUAACUAUAGUGGUGUGAAAUCAGUUUUUUCUGAACGAAAACAUUUCUAGUGUUGCUACUGCAAAUCAAAUAAACAUAUACUGAAACUUAGCUAACAGUUACUAAGGCGUUCACUUAUUCAUAUCAAAAACUCUAUCAAAGUUUCCCUUUUAAAGUGUAUUAUUUUGUAACUAUUUUGUAAACUUGUGUAAGUAGUAAACACUCAAGGUAACAAGCAAAAAACAAUUUUUUUUGGAGAUUGAACUUUUGGUACAUUUAUAAUUCAGUAAUUGGGUAUUUGAAAAAUGUGCAUCAGCUAUUUCAAAUAUAAAUCAUCUAAGAAAGCAUUGAAUUCGUGUUUGCUGUGGUAAACUAUUAAAAAUAGAACAAUGAUUAUUUGUUGCAGCUCAUUUUACGUCUAAAAUGUUUAUAUAUUUAUUAGUAAGUGAGAAUAUUUUCAAAUAUAUAUAUUCUUUUGUGAUUCAGAACAUCUGAAUAAUUAAUCUGAAAGCUUACACAGUAGAAUACAUCAGCAGUUAUUGAACAUGUAUUAUUAAAUUUAUUGCAUAAAAAUGCAAUAGUCUAAAGUUUUUUAGUUAAUAUUGUCAAACGUAUUUUUUUAAGGAAUUUCUGAAACAGUUCUUCGUAUUUAAUUCCAAAAAAAUCCUUUUAAUUUUUUAGUAAUAUCUUGGGUUAGUUAGUACUCCUGCCGUCUUCAUAAUGUGGCUUUCUUUAAAUAUUCCAUCUGAAAUUUUAGAAAUAUUUAUGUGUUAAAACAAACAUUGAUAAGAUGUUAUGGCGACAACAGAAAGUUUAGCCAACGGAGCCGCGAACCAUCUCCAUUGCCAUGAAAUAUGAUAAGUAAGAUUUUUUUACUUGAGCCCGUAAAAUCUUGCUACCAUAUUUCACAUUUUCAUAGGCCUAAAUAACAUGUAAUCGUUAGAUUAACAGACUCAUGAAAUAUUAUAAAACCAUUCAACUUGGUUGUAUUUUAGGGUCAAUUUCGUUGUAAAGCGUGAUUCAAAUAGAAACUUAAACGUAUUUGUUUUUACAUUAUUUUGAAUUUUAACUGCAUGUUCUGUCGGAGUUUAAAAAAAUGUCUCAUUGGGGUAUAAAAAAAGGGUACGUAAGUGUUCUGGUAACCAUUUUUAGUUUGUAUCAUACAAGUAAUGUUGUCACAUUUAUAGUCAAUAUCUAUAACUAAAGCAUGCUUACGUGAAAAGUUUGUGUUGUAUGUGAAAGAUUUCCUUACGUAAAUAGGCACUUCCUUGGUCACAUUUUGCACGAACGUAUUUUUCAAAUUAAUUUUGCACGUGAACACUUUUUGUUUACUUCCUGACAACAAAAAUAUGUACGAAUCGUCAAAAUGCAAAUACACUCAUAUCUACUACCUGUACGAAAAUUGUAAAGUAGAAAAUUAAUAUUUUACUUUAGGUUAAAGGAAACUUCUUACAUUUUAAAAAUACUUUCCUGUCAAAUGUAGAUAUUUUAGUAAGCGUUAUUUUUUUUAUGAUAUGUCACAUACAUGCAAUUUAAUCAUUUUUGCCACCUACAGUUGUCUGUACUGUGUAUUCAUGUAAACGUUAAAAAAAAAUUAAGAACACGUUUACAGUACCUGUUCUGUAGAGAAUAUUGAUGUAACAAUUUCACUUAAUUUUGGAGGAAGGAUAAUAUUUUUAAUUUAGUUUAUCAGUGUUUAAAUGUAAUUAUUUUGCUAUACAAAUUUUUUCUUUGUAUAAAUAGUAGCAAGCCAGUAUAUUGACGUAGUUUUCAUGUUUGAAUAAUAGAGAUUAAAUUUUUCUUUGUUUUAUUAUUUUGUAUGAAGUACCUAUGGAAAGAAAACUUGUAACGAAAAUGAAAUGUUAUUACAAUUCACUCUUCUUUUCAAGAAGUGUCGUCCAGUUCGAUGUAAAAAGUGUCAUGUCCUGACGUUAUAUCUAUUUAAAUAAUAAACGUUACACAAAGUGGUUGUUAA